This is a messenger RNA of Monodelphis domestica (gray short-tailed opossum), 5165 nucleotides long. RefSeq names its product SH3 domain and tetratricopeptide repeats 2 (gene SH3TC2). The record is from RefSeq and is a predicted model, not a curated record. Lineage: Eukaryota; Metazoa; Chordata; Mammalia; Didelphimorphia; Didelphidae. Gene Ontology annotation, biological process: regulation of intracellular protein transport; regulation of ERBB signaling pathway. Gene Ontology annotation, molecular function: protein binding.
UUUACAGAGACUCAGAGAAGGGGAAGCAGAAGCUCACAGUCACACAGCCAAUUAGUGCUAGAGCUAGAAUUAAACCCAGAUCUUCUGAUUCCCUGGCUAGACCCUUUAUGUAAGUGACUUAAGAAACUUGGAUAUCAUUUUGCACUUGUCUCCUGUGAUUUCCAGUCAGCAUAAUGUGAUAGUUUGAAGUUUCUACCCAGAAAGAGACUUAUUCUUCACUUCUCAGAACCUUCAGUUGGGAUGCCAGUAGCUUUGUAGAACAGAUAAUACUUCCAAAUCUCAAGAUAGAAAGACCUGGAUUCACGUUCUUCCUCCACUUUUUGAAUGUGAAGAAUGCUCCUCAUCCUGAUAGGCCAGAAAGUGCCCUCUAAAGUCAUCUGGCUGAUGGUGCAAGAACUGUGGGUCUGCCCUGGGAUUGCUGGCCUGGUCCCUCCCGCCCUUCCCUCCAGCCUCCUCCCAGCUGUAGGCCGGACAAUCAAAGGCUGCAUUGUGCAUUGAACAGUCCAGAGGCUCUCUGGUGCCUGGGAGGAGGAGGCAGGCUAGGAAGGCUCCCCCCCUCUUCAUCCUCCCCCAGAACUGCCCUGACGCGUGUUCCCUGGGGCCCCGAGCCUGGCUCCCGGAUGAUGGUGGACACAUGGGCUGCUGUUUCGGCAUUCCCCGGCUGAGGAGUGUGUGUCGGGGCCCAGCUCAUUUUAUAGAUGAAGAAACUGAGGCAAACAGGGUUAAGCGACGUGCCUGGGGUCACUCAAAUAGUAAAGAGGGUCCUUCUAAUACACAAACUCCAUCGAAUGGACUCAAAUGGCCAACAACUUCAACAAAAAGCAAGGGAAAAUGUUUCCAGUCACAGUCUAUGACAUCAGAGAUCCCCCUCUCUUUCUCUGUGUAUAGCCUCUCUGGGCGGGGAAUCAAUGAACAACUGCAAGAGGCUGCAAGAAAAAGAUUAUGGGCCAUGGAAAAUGAUAACAAGGAGGUCAACGCAUUGUUCAAGGAACUCUCAGCUCGGUUUAUUUCUAUACAAGUCAAUAAAGACCAGUUCAUUAUCACCUUCAAGACUGUUGAGGAAAUAUGGAAGUUCUCUACAUAUCUGAAUCUAGGCCUCGUGUCUCUCUGCCUGGAGCAACUCCUCUUUGACCACAACUACUGGCUUAACUUCAGAUUAGUGGAGGACACUAAGAUCCAAGUCAUAGUCAAUUAUGAACAUCUGGAGGCCAUCUACCAAAGUCUCUUGAUACAGGAAGGUCAUUUCUGCAGAACUGUGCAUACUGUUUUUCGUUCAGGAGAAAAGGAAGGUGGAGAGUACUUGAAACUUUCAAAGAAUGAGUUGAUUUAUGUCAAGAACAAUAAAGAAGAAACAGAAUGUGAAGCCACCUCCUUGUUGACUGGUCUUCGGGGCUUGGUGCCUGCCUCAGCUAUAGAACCAUUGUCCAUCCCCUUCCACCAAUGGUUCCUAAAAAACUAUCCCGGUACUUGUGGCAUCUCUAGGAAGAACGAUUGGACAAGCUCCUAUCAAAUUGGUAAAGGAAAAUGUAAAGCUUUGAGGGAUCACCGAGGAGAAGAAAAGGAUGAAUUGACCUUCUGCCAAGGAGACAGCAUUGAGGUCUUUGGUUUUCUUGUAUCAGGGCUUCGAUGGUUUAUUGGGAAACUGACAUCAACAGGAGAGAUUGGUUUUGUCCAAACCAAACAUGUAGCUCCUGAUUCUUAUGUUCCAUUGAACAAGGCCACUGCCUUCCUCAGUGAUGAGGAGAGAUUGUCCUUUUGGAACCCAGGAAAUGACAGGGAAAGAGACUGUGCUGACUUUAUCCGAUCUCUAACCCAUACUGAUAUAUCUUCCAUAUACUGGCUCAGUGAAUUUUCCCAAGAUCCUUUUGAAACUCAGACUCCUAGUAUGGUGUCUAUAGCCCAAGUUUUAGAGAGAGGCCAGCCUGGUGAAACCUGGGAAGAAGACACAGACAUCAGCUCCCAAAGAUGCAGUGACUCUGAGGAAUCCUCACUAACCUCAGAUAGCUAUCAUUUGCCUCAGCCAGAUGACCUCGAUGAUCCUGAGGUCUUGAUGGACCUGAGUGCUGGGCAUGAGGAAGAGGAUGACCCUGCUGCAAGCCUUCAUCCUAUCCUGACUCUGCUGAACCAAGAGGGCUAUGCAGGGCAUUUUGAGAGCCUCUAUGACCUUUCCUUCUCACUUCCUGCUUCUUCCUUCUAUGGUUUCUCCGAUGAGGAUGAACUCAUCACUUACCUGGGGACCUCCAGAAACUGUGCCAAGCGGCAUCACAUGACCUGGGCACAUGCCCGCCUCUGCUUCCUCUUGGGACGCCUGAGUGUUAAGAAGGUCAAACUUUCCCAGGCCCGGGUGUACUUUGAGGAAGCUCUCCACGUCUUGAGUGAAGGUUUUAGGGAUCCGUCUCUGAUUGCUGCUCUCUACAUUAAUUUGGCAGCCAUCUUCUUGAAGCAGAAACUGAGACCCCAGGCUUGUUCAGCUUUGUUGGAGAAGGCAGCUUCCCUGCUGGCCUGCCUGCCCACUGGGGGCGUGAGAGCUGAAAACGAGCUGGAAGUGGUGGCUCACCUCCUGAGGGAGGCCAUUGCUUCAGGGAGCAGCGCCUUGGAGGCCCGGGCCUGCUUCCUGGCCAUCCGUCUGCUUCUCAACGUGGGCCAGUAUGACGAAGCCCUGCCCUUCGUAGAGCGCUUGCACCUCCUCGCAGGCCCACCCCCUGCUGCCAUCUUGAGCUUCUUAUAUGAUAAGAAAUACCUUCCUCACCUGGCACUGGCCUCAGCCCGCCAAUAUAGCUCCCGCAGGACCCCAGGGACAGCCAUAUCUCUCUGGCAAGUCAGCCUGGUCCUACAGAAUGCUGGGAAACUCCUCAAGUCCUCAUCCUCGGGCUAUGGGGACAUUUCUGCCCUGGCCUGCCCUUCUCUCAGACAAGCCUUAGUUGCCUCUCAGGAGCAGGGGGACGUCAGGACGCAGAGGACGCUCUGUAUCAUUCUGUCCAAAAUGUAUUUCCAGCAUAAUUUAUCCGAUGGGGUCAUCUACUACCUGACCCGAGCCAUGGCUCUGGGUCAGCUGUUGGGAGAGAAAGACACAUUUGAGUCUUCCCUGUGCCUGGGCUGGGCCUACCUCUCAGCUCGCCAUGCAGGGAGGGCUCUGGAAAUCCUGAUGCCCCUUCUCUCCUCCCUGUGGGAGACAGGCAGCGUUCUCCAGAAGGGGGUAGUGCACAAUCUCCUGGGGCUCGCUCAUGAAGGGGAAGGCCAGGUGACUCAGGCCACCAAGAACUAUCACUGGGCCCUGGAGGUGGCUGAGGAGAUGGGGCACGUUCAGAACCAGGCAGUCGCCUUGGCCAAUCUGGGCCACCUAAUCUUUAGGUCCCGGAACCGGCUGCUGGCAGAGCAGCACCUGACCCAGGCUGUUCAGCUGUUCUGUGAGCUCCAGACCAGCAAGGAGGUCGACACGGAGCUGGGACACGUGAUGCUGUGGCUGGCCCAGGUGCUGGUGGAUAGGCACAAGAUAGACGAGGGCCGUCUCUGUUAUGAGAUGGCUUUGCUCUUUGGCCUGAAGCAUCAGCAUCUAAAGACUCAGCUUCAAGCUACCAAAUCUCUCUGCCAUUUCUAUAGUAUUGUGUCUCCAGAUUCUGGUGCCUGCAUCACCUAUCAUGAACACUGGCUAAGGUUGGCCCAGCAGCUCCAGGACCAUGAAACCGAAGGGAUACUGCUAGAGGAACUCAGUCACCUCUACCUGAACCAAAACACAGCCAUGUCUCUGAGACGUUCCCUGGACUGUAUCAAGGAAAGCCUGAGAAUCUUCAUUGACUUAGGGAACCAGGCCAAGGCUGCUGAAGCCUGGCUGCUGGCUGGGCAGUUACUUUACCUUCUGCAGGAGGAUGAGCUGGUGGAAAUGUAUUUUCAGGCAGCCAUACAGAAUGCCCUGAAGGCUGAGGAGCCUUCCCUAGCCCUAAGACUCUAUGAACGUGCAGGGGAUGUGUUUUUCAAUGGAAACCGUAAUAGAUACCGAGCAGCUGAAUAUUACAGGUGUGGAGCUGUCCCCAUAGCCAGGAGGAUAAAGGCUUUCAACACUGAGCUCCGCCUAUUCAACAAGCUGACGGAGCUGCAGCUCACCCUGCAGGGCUAUGACAAGGCACUGGAAUUUGCUACCUUGGCUGCUAGGCUCAGCACUAUUGCAGGAGAUCAACUACAAAAAUUAGUGGCUUUUCAUCGCCUGGCCACAGUCUACUACUCCCUGCACAUGUACGAGAUGGCUGAAGAUUGCUACCUGAAGACACUGAGCCUCUGUCCACCCUGGAUGCAAUCUUCUCAGGAGGCUCUGUACUAUGCAAAGGUGUACAGUCGCCUGGGCCACAUGACCCUCGAUCAGCUAAAGGAUGCCCAUGAUGCCACUGACUACUUUCUGCUGGCCCUAGCGGCAGCUAUCCAACUGGGUGACAACAAAUUGCAGAACUCAAUUCAGAGCAAGCUGGAGAACAUCACUCAUAGCUCUCUGUGGCAUAGCAGCCCAGGGGGCCAGUCUGCAGAGCGGGCUAGGUGGCUAAGUGGAGGAGGACCUGCCCUCUGAGAUGCUACUGAGACUUUGUCACAUGUCAACUGAAGGUAGCCUCCUUGUCCUGGGGCCAUCAUAGAUUAACCUGGAGCCAUCGUAGAUUCAUAAAGUAUUAAAUCUGGAAGAGAUCUGAGAACACAGUACAUAGAAAACCAGAGCAGGAGGUGCCUUAGAACAUAGUAAGAGAUGGCUAAGAACUUUAAAACAGAACCUAAGGUGUCAGAUCUGGAAAAGACCUUAUAGAUAAUCUAGUCCAACACUUAACUUUACAUGGGAGUAAAAUGGAAGCCAGAAGAGGCAAAUGACUUGUUUAAGGUCACACAACCAGUUAGCAGCAGAAUCAACAUGAAACUGGGGAUCCUGAUUCCCCCUGCUAGCUGAGUGACCCUGGGAGAGAUGCUUAAUCUCUCUGUUCCUCAAUUUUCUCAUCUGUAAAAUGGAGAUAAUAAUAGCACCUACCUCACAGGGGUUGUUGUGAGGUUUGAAUGAGUUAACAUAUGUAAAGCAUUUUGUGAACCUUAAGCUCUACAUAAAUAUUAGCCAUUAUUAAUAGCACUUUGGAUAUGUAGUAGGUGUUUAAUAAAUUAUUGUUGGAUUUAGUUAUUUAAAAUAUGAAAUGAAAGAC